GAUUGUAAUAUCUUUUGAAUGAGUUAUCGACAUUGCAAUGGUUUGAAACGUGGGCUUUUAUUUUGAAGGUUUUAAUUAUUACUAUACGAAAGUGAUGUCAUUAUUUGUGCUCCUGGUAGUAGGUGAGCACGAAUGAUUUAUGUAUAAUUGGUGCGCAUCCAAACAAGCCAGUCCAACAUGGCGUCGUUGUCUUCACCUCUACGCAUUUGCCGGGGUAUCCUGAGGGAGAUACGAGCGAUUAAAGGACCGGAAUACAAACAAUCUUUGGCAUACAAUUAUGUUUUAGAUCAAUUCCGUAAAAACCAGAUCACUGGGGAGAGAUAUUGUCGUGCUCAGGAGGAGGCCCUCCAUGCUUCGCACAGCUACCUCUGUCUGCUCACCUCCACCCGGCAACACAUUGCUCUCUACGACAUGUACCAUGGGAAAGGGCAGCGUGACACAGAGGAGAUGGCAGGAAUUGUGGGGCUCAGGCUGCCCACCCAGCCUGGAGGGAAGGGCUGGGAGAAGUGAGAGAAGGGAUGGGAGAAGACUCUCGUACAACAUCAGAGGGUUGUAAUCAUCACGCUGGACCUAAUGCUAUUUUGCUCUUUUACAAAACAGAGGAAGAGAUGAAGGCUGCAACGAACAAGGACUGUGAAUUGUGAUUAUACAAGGGAGGAUCUAAUAGCUUUGAAAUAUGUGAUUCCCAGCUUUCCCCAUCACUUUGUCUGUCUUGAGACAAUGGCUGUAAUUUAAAAUCUUUGUAAAUACAAUGGGACAAAUUCUGCCAAUUAAAGUAUUAAUCACUUUUAUCGGGUCACCAUGACAUCGCACUUUUCUUGCAAUGUGUAUGUGUAUGCUGCUUAAUUAUCUGCUAAUAAAACAUAACCAAUUAAAUAAUGA
Oncorhynchus keta (chum salmon) is the source of this 882-nucleotide messenger RNA. Its product is annotated as protein FMC1 homolog. The coding region runs from base 178 to 510 and encodes 110 amino acids. NCBI's taxonomy places the organism in Eukaryota, Metazoa, Chordata, Actinopteri, Salmoniformes, Salmonidae. Gene Ontology annotation, cellular component: mitochondrion. The transcript has 2 exons. The record is from RefSeq and is a predicted model, not a curated record.